This is a messenger RNA of Daktulosphaira vitifoliae (grape phylloxera), 1822 nucleotides long. Its product is annotated as homeobox protein aristaless-like. Lineage: Eukaryota; Metazoa; Arthropoda; Insecta; Hemiptera; Phylloxeridae. Gene Ontology annotation, molecular function: RNA polymerase II transcription regulatory region sequence-specific DNA binding; DNA-binding transcription factor activity, RNA polymerase II-specific. The record is from RefSeq and is a predicted model, not a curated record. The transcript has 4 exons. The coding region runs from base 274 to 1617 and encodes 447 amino acids. Gene Ontology annotation, biological process: regulation of transcription by RNA polymerase II.
GUUACAAUUCUCAAGUAGCGUAGUGUAGUACCUGUCGUCAUGUGUGUUGUAUCGUCGACUAAGGAGUAGUUCGUUGCCAUACCUAAUUUUGUGCGCUUGUAUAUUACUUGAGUCUCUUUAAAUUAAUAUCCAAUUCAUAUCGAUUGCAAAAUAUUAAUCAGCUUAUAAUUUAAAUUUUAAGUAAAUCAGUUGUUUUAUUUUGUCGAUUGGGUUACGGACUUUCAAAUUUUAGAUUAACUAGUGUUUAAAAUCUUAUUAAAUGGUAAUCAUAUAAUGAUUGCUUCGGAAGCUCCCUUAAGACCGCGUAAUCAUUGUACGGGAAGUGUGAUGGACCUAACCACACACGCUAGAUCUAUAAACAGUGGUGAAAAUAAUGGCGGAGGAAAUUCUGGUGGAACCAACAGGCCUGCAAAAUCCAUAUUCUCCAUAAGAAGUUUAGUCAAUGUUGACGAUGGACCCUGCGUAAUGCCCAUUAUCGUACAAGAAGAAUCAUCUCCUGAUCAUAACGUCAUGCGAGAAUCGCCUGAGGUCUAUGGUCGAAAUAGUUUGCAAAACGGAGCUGUUGACGGAAUUGAUCAACAGCAGAGGCAUUCGUUAUCUAUUGGUUAUGACGAGAGCCUUAUGUACCAAAGACGCCAACAAACCAGCACGCCAAGCACACUAAAUGGGGGUGGUAGUGUUGGCGAUGAAGACGAUUGCGGGGGCGGUGAUCUGGACGACUUUAGUGGCGGAGCACCUAAACGCAAACAGCGGCGUUACCGGACGACGUUUACUAGUUUUCAGUUGGACGAAUUGGAAAAAGCAUUUGGAAGAACACAUUACCCGGAUGUGUUUACCAGGGAAGAACUUGCAUCUAAAAUAGGACUCACUGAAGCACGAAUACAGGUGUGGUUCCAAAACAGAAGGGCUAAAUGGCGAAAACAAGAAAAGGUUGGACCUCAGGCCCAUCCAUACAACAACAAUCCUUACUGCGUUAGUUCUAUAUCAGCUACCGCAAUGAGCCCUUCGCCUUUUGGUCACAUGGGUCUACAGCAAGCAGCUGCUGCACUCCAUAGACCACCGGCUAGUUCUAUUGAAAAUGGUUUUUUGAGGUUCCAUUCAACGGCUGGUGCUGCAGUUCCUACUUCCUCUUCAUCUCCGCCACCAUCUCCAUCGCCACUGUUUCUGUCGCCACAUUACGCUGUAGCAGCUGCAGCUGCUGCUGCUUACAGUCGACGUCCCGAUCAAAUGGGGACCGGUCGACAUCCUUCACAGUCACAACCAACUCCACCUGCGAUUGUUGGGUUGCCAGCGGUUUCGUCUUCACCACAUCACCACCACCAACAACAACACCAUCAUUUUAACAAUUUGUUGGCUAAUAUGGCAAUGGCUGCGGCGGUUGCAAUGCGACCUCCAACACAUCCAACUAUUAUAGAUACAAUGCCGCCGUCCAGCCCCACCGGUUCGGCAUCAUCAAACUCGUCCGUAUCUUCAAGUGGUGGCACUAGGGACGAUGUUAUUGUUCGCCGUUCUUCUAGCAUUGCAGAGCUUCGAUUAAAAGCUAGGGAACACAAAUUGGAAAUAAUGCGUAAUAACAAUAACGGCGGAAAUGGUAGUGGCAUGACAAACUCUUCAUAAUGUCUCAUAGAUCAAAUUUGUUGGAUUUUGGUAAAAUACUAAAAAUCAAUUUCAGAACUCAUUGUAUAUAGAUUUUUAGUGAUAUAUCUAAAUAAUGUAUUUUUUUAUUUAUAACAUGAAAAUUGUAAAAAAAAAAAUUUAACAUUAUUUUCGUAUUAUGGUAAUUUUAUAAUUCUAUUAAAUAUCUGUAUAUUAAAAAUAUUUA